UGUAUAUGGUACACAAAAUUAAACAGAGAAAUGAGAUAAUAUGUUUCAAACAUGGCAGCAGGAAAACGUUAGGUCACACUGGCAACGAAACCCAACUGGGCUUACGCACUUCCGGCUAACACCGGAAGGAGCGCUAAAUUUGAAAAGUCUCAAACCUAAGGCUAGGUAGCGUUGGGAUAGUUGUGGGCAUUUGUGUAGCAGCUAUUUAAUAGAGUUAUUGUGUUCAUUUACAAUCCCAACUGAAGUAGUGUAUCUUGUAAUAUUGGGAGAUUAAGCUACGUUAGCUAGCUGCAUUUUCUAGACUUUCCUGCAAAAUACGCAGCUAAACUAGCUAACUAAGUACAUAGCUUUCGAAUUAUAGCUAGCUAUCUUGCUAGGUUAGCUAACGCUACGUUGGCGUUUUGUUAAACUGGAUUUCAGUUUAACAAUCAUUUCGUUAGCUAGCUCGCUAACCUCUGGCGUUAGUUUAAUUAGGUUAAGCUGCUUUUCCAAACUGUCCCUUGGAUGCAAUGGAAACGUCGCAGCGCUUCUUCGCUCAGGUCCGGAACCUGGUCGUGUUUUUAGAGACGGAGAGAGCGAAGCUGGAGCACGCUGCGAGCAGCAACAUCAACGAAGAGCAAGACGACACAGCCAGUGGGGCGGUCCAGGCACUACAUGAGCUCCACUCUGAGGUUAGAGGACUGAAGAAACGGGUCCAAAGCCAAGUGGCAUCUCAUCAGGCUGGGAAUGCAGAGCUGAGCAGCUUCAUUAGGGCCUGCAUGGUGGUGAAACAGCGAACCACCGAAGACCUUGAUAGAAUCAGGAGCCACUAUGAGAAAUAUGGAUACAAACCACAAGAAAAGGCUUUCCAAAAAACCUCAGAGGGAAAUGGUAAAGGUGAGACAGAGUCCAGGCGUCCUGUAGAAGAAGUGCCGGGGAGAGGGCUAACUGGGGUGACGGUUGAAGAGGAGGAGGAAGAGGCUCAGGUUCGGAUUGCGGCUCCGGAAACGCCCGAGAAGACGCCUCCUGCAGCCGACGACCAGAUGCGCACGCCGCAGCUCUCGGACUUCGGACUCUCCACGUUCCACCUCCAGAUGGUGCUUGGCAACGCAGAACCGUCCGAUGGUGUAGCUCGUCCCCCAGCCCUGACUCUCUCCCCGCCCCCGUUCGUCAUGACGACGGAGCCAUCGCAGCCGAAGACACCCAGGUGCUCUCUGCGCAUGGACGAGGAUGCUCCUACCCCUCGACUGGAAGACUUCGGCAUCACGGAACACACGAUGUGUUUGAAUAAUGACUUCACCAUGGACCUGUUUCGUAAGAACCCGACAAAGGACAGGAAUGCUGACAGCUUUAAAAGCAAAAUGGGAGAUGUUUCAAAACAUCACCUCAAAACACCACCUCAAAACACCUCUACUCUGCCAUCUGGUGGCCAAUCUCAGAAGUGUUCCCGUGAGAGCAUGGAAUCUCCAGAAGUGCCUGUUUUCUCCAUUCUGGAGAUUACAGUGAAUAAACAGUUGGCUCCACCCUCUGCUCCGUCAACCAGAGAGAGUGAGCCUCAAUCCCCCCCUGGUCAUGGUAACGGAGCCGCAACGCCUGAACUUCCUGUGUUUGAGACACCUUAUAUCACCAAGCUUGUCAGCGCAAGAAAGGGAGGUAGACAGGAUCGUCUCCCAUCCCUGACCAGCCUGUCGGAGCCCUCGGAGUGCUUGCCCGGAACAGUUGCAUUAUCUGACCAGCCCCAGAUGCCAGUCGGUCUUCCUCAGGAAAAGAACACCACGCCUGAAAUGCCAAGCAUGCAGUCCUAUUUCGGCAGCUCCUUGCCAUGUAUGGGCGGAGGCAGGUGGGCUGAUCCCCUGGCCCCUGCUGUGCCCACGGAGGAGGAGCACACCCAGGACUGGUGUCUGGCCACCCCACGCCUCCGCAUGGAUUUCCAAGAAGAGCCACGCACACCGGAGAUGCCUGACAUGAGUUCCGUCACGCAGGAUAUCUUCAAACUCGUGUCUCAGGGAAAUUGCAAAAAACCCACCGCCACGUCAGUACAGCAAACCUCGAAGGCUCGUUUGCAGACAUCGGCACCUGGGAAGGAGAACAGAGCUCACAGUCUUGCUCCAGUGUCUGAGGAGGAGUUUCACAGAUUGGCCUCUUACAUGAAACAGAUCCCCCUCUCCAGUUUGAACCAAGCAAUCGACAAACUCAACCGAGUCACUGAGGAGAGAUGUAGAGAUGGUGAGCCCAACUUUGAAGUGUUCCAUAUGGAAGAUUUGAGGAAGCUUCUGGAGGCGGGGCCUCAGGCCCCCAUGUACAUCUUGGGUCUUGUUGAGCUGAAAAGAUUGGAGAACGUGCAGGGUUUUGGAAGGAAUGCAACGUUCAAGAUCCUGACAAAGACAUCAGAUUAGAAGUCUUGAACCAGACAUUAACACAUUUUAAUUUCCUCUGUGGUCCCAUGCAUAUAUAUUUUGCUUAAAAAAAAAACAUUAAAUGUUUUUAUUGGUAGUUCAGUGCUUGCUAGUUGGAACUUCAGAAUAUGAAAUCUCCCAAAAAUAUUUUCUUGUUUAAGUAGAAAAUGUUCUCAGUUAUUAAUAGAAUAAUCUACUUAUUCUGUAUUUUAAGUGUAAAAAGUACAUUAUUUUGAUAAUAAAUAUAU
Messenger RNA from Electrophorus electricus (electric eel), 2623 nucleotides. It is a transcript of the gene ska3, whose product is annotated as spindle and kinetochore associated complex subunit 3. Gene Ontology annotation, biological process: mitotic cell cycle; chromosome segregation. Gene Ontology annotation, cellular component: spindle microtubule; outer kinetochore; kinetochore. NCBI's taxonomy places the organism in Eukaryota, Metazoa, Chordata, Actinopteri, Gymnotiformes, Gymnotidae. The record is from RefSeq and is a predicted model, not a curated record.